Acanthopagrus latus (yellowfin seabream) is the source of this 2652-nucleotide messenger RNA. RefSeq names its product G protein-coupled receptor 183a (gene gpr183a). Lineage: Eukaryota; Metazoa; Chordata; Actinopteri; Spariformes; Sparidae. The transcript is spliced from 2 exons. Gene Ontology annotation, cellular component: membrane. Gene Ontology annotation, molecular function: oxysterol binding; G protein-coupled receptor activity. The record is from RefSeq and is a predicted model, not a curated record. Gene Ontology annotation, biological process: G protein-coupled receptor signaling pathway. Bases 255 to 1385 code for a protein of 376 amino acids.
GAGAGCGAGAGAGAGAGAGAGAGAGAGAGAGAGAGAGAGAGAGAGAGCAACAGGAUAUUUUGUCACUAUGGUUACUGGCAGCAGAUUUCUGUAUGUCAUGCUGUUCUCAUUCAGGGCAGUGUAGCUGUAGUGCUCACAGGACAGAAGCUUGUAACUGAGAUAAACUUUGUCAUGACUUGUGGAUCGAUGAGGCUUCAGUAAAUACAAAGAAAAGCUUGUUCCCUCUGUGAGUUACUGGUUCCUCAACUAUCAGGAUGGGAUCUUCCGCUGUGUCUAUGGCCUCCUCCUCCACCAACAAUUCCUCCAACUUGUCCACCUGUGACACCCUGUACUCCCACCGGGACUAUGCCAGGGUCCUCAUGCCUCUGCUCUAUUGCAUCAUGUUCUUUGUGGGACUGCUCGGUAACUGUCUCGCCCUCCACGUCAUCCGGUCCAACCUGAAGAAGAUCAACUCCACCACCUUGUACUCUCUCAACCUGGUCAUCUCUGACAUCCUCUUCGCCCUCUCCCUGCCUUUGAGGAUUGCCUACUAUGCCCUGGGCUUCCACUGGCCUCUGGGCGAGGCGCUGUGCAAGAUCUCAGGCUUCAUCUUCUAUAUCAACACCUACGCUGGGGUCAACUUCAUGACCUGCCUCAGCAUAGACCGCUUCAUCGCCGUCGUCCUGCCUCUGCGUUUCUCCCGAUUCAGGAAGGUCAGUAACGUGCGCUACAUCUGCGUUGCUGUGUGGCUUGUGGUCCUGGCGCAAACCCUGCCGCUGCUGGGCAUGGAUAUGACCAACAAGGAGCCUGAUGACCACAUCACCUGUAUGGAAUACCCCAACUUCGAGAAGGUGGACCACAUCGCCACUGUACUGAUUGGUGCUGUGUUCCUUGGCUACGUCAUCCCCGUGGUGACCAUCCUCGUGUGUUACUCCGUCCUGUGCUCCAAACUCCACUCCUCAGCCAAGAAGAACCACCUGACGGAAAAGUCCGGCCGGAACCGCAAGGCCAUCGGUGUGAUCUGCUGCGUGUCCCUGGUGUUCGUCAUCUGCUACAGCCCCUAUCACAUUGACAUCCUGCAGUACAUGAUCCGCAAGCUGGUGUCGAAGCCUGACUGCGCCGAUCUCACAGCCUUCCAGGUGUCGCUGCACAUCACCGUGUGUCUGAUGAACCUUAACUCCUGUUUGGAUCCUUUCAUCUACUUCUUUGCCUGCAAGGGCUACAAGAGGAAACUCUUGAAGAUGUUCAAGCUGCAGGUCAGCAUGUCCUUCUCCAGCGCAGUGAGGACGUCACCCGAGGGCUCCUCGAAGGACGUUAUUGAUGGCAACAAGAUCCAGCUCAACAGUUCUUACAUGGGUACACACAGCGAGAGACUCACAGAAAGGAGAGGACUGAGGCACGAGUGAACGAGAUGGCUGCGGCACAGAGCGAAACAAGAUGAAGGACCUUUAAAGUGCCGGCCUGCUUUGAUCAAGACCAGUCAAAUAAUGUGACUCACUCACAGACCAUCAGGGACUCCAAGCAGCCACUCGGCAUCUGGAUCCAUAAAAAUUCAGCUCUUUUGCACCACAUUAUUUUACACCAGGGAAGCUCUUUAAAAGUCCAUCAACAACAUGACUCAGAAUUUUGAAAAAGGGACAAAUCUAGCAUGUCCCGUGCUUAUGCAUGUUUUCUUAUCAACAUCAGUCACUUACUGAGGAAAGCAGAGACUGUUGCAGCUAAAGGAGAGGAGUGGAGGAUACUUCUUCAUACAAAGCAUGCUGUCUACUGUCCACAGACUGAGUUUUAAUGAGGAGGUCCAUGUUGGAAGUGGACAAUAAACUGAUAACAUGAACAUGUGGAUUGUCACAGAGUGUUUUCAUGUGCAGUGUGUGAAGCAGCAUGUUUUUAAAGGCAGUAUAGUCAGCUGAAAACAACAACAGUUAAAAAAGCACAUUUUUUGCAACCAAACAAUGACCUCGCGUCUGAUCACAUCCUCACUGUGUUACAUUAAUGAAAUGAAAUGUUAAAGCAGAAGUAGAUAUGAGUUUCAGACCCAGGCAAUCGCAGGAUUCUUACCUCAGGUUUCGGUUCAGGACAAAGUUGUAAUAUCUCAGGGAAAUUAGGCAAACUGUACGCCCAUUGUUUCAGCUGCUUAUCAACAGAUUAACUACAUAAACAAAAACUAAUUUGUUCGAAAACUCCCGAUAUUUCUCUGCUUUAUCAUUCUAUUCCAUGUGGAAACAGUGGGUCUGGUCUAUGAUGUCUUUUAUUUAAAGGGGAUCUGUGGAGUUUCCUUGUAAAGUUGUAAGUUUUAUUAAAAUGUUUGUGUUAUUCAUAAUAAUGCAAUGUGUGUAUCUCCCUGACCUUAAGGACUACUUUAAAUCUGGCAUUCUUUGUUUGAGCAGCUUGCUUAUCUUCCUUGUUUAUUUGCUGGUAAAAUGCAUCACAUUGUGCUGUGCUAUCACCAUCGGUCUGUAUGUAAAAUAGUGUGAAACCAUUGUUAGGACUUGAAAGUGCCGUCUCGCACGCGCAUGAUGACAAGAUGAACAAAAUGUGAACCCAGUCAUUCAAACAGUUUUAGGUAUUUUGUGCACUUGACGGAAUAUCGAUCAAACUGGUUUAUAUAUAUUUUAAGGAUUCAUUUAAGAAUGUUGUUUUUUUUGUCUUCACAAAUGAACUGUUUCAAUGUUC